Messenger RNA from Antrostomus carolinensis (chuck-will's-widow), 2175 nucleotides. RefSeq names its product transient receptor potential cation channel subfamily V member 6. The record is from RefSeq and is a predicted model, not a curated record. Bases 1 to 2175 code for a protein of 724 amino acids. Lineage: Eukaryota; Metazoa; Chordata; Aves; Caprimulgiformes; Caprimulgidae. Gene Ontology annotation, molecular function: protein binding; calcium channel activity. Gene Ontology annotation, cellular component: plasma membrane. The transcript is spliced from 15 exons. Gene Ontology annotation, biological process: calcium ion import across plasma membrane.
AUGGGGGUACCUUUAUUUGGGGAUAGCAAGCCCCUAUAUUUCCGGAUCUGGAAUGGACUAAGUCAGAAGCUGCAAGGCAAAAAAUCCUGGGAUAAACAUCUGGAUGAAAUCUGCUUACUCCAGCAGAAAAGGAUCUGGGAAUCCCCGCUCCUCCAAGCUGCCAAAGAGAACGACCUCUCAGCCAUUAGGAAACUUCUCACUGAUGGAACAUGUGAUAUCUAUCAGAGAGGUGCAGUGGGGGAAACUGCCCUUCAUGUAGCUGCCUUGUAUGAUAAUGUGGAGGCUGCAGUGACUCUGAUGGAAGCAGCUCCUGAGCUUGUCAAUGAGAGGAUGACAUCAGAGCUCUAUGAAGGGCAGACAGCUCUCCACAUUGCAGCAGUGAACCAGAACAUCACUUUGGUGAAGGCCUUACUCAAGAGAGGGGCCAAUGCCUGCACACCACAGGCCACUGGGCACUUCUUCAAACGCAGCUCCCAGAAUCUUCUCUAUUUUGGAGAGCAUGUUUUGUCAUUUGCUGCCUGUAUGGGAAAUGAGGAAAUUGUACAGUUGCUCAUUGAAAAUGGAGCUGACAUUAGAGCUCAAGAUUAUCUGGGUAACACUGUUCUUCACAUCCUGGUUCUCCAACCUAAUAAGACAUUUGCCUGCCACAUGUACAGCCUGAUACUUUCCUAUGACAGGAACAAAGAGGGACCAGGAUCACUUGAAUUGAUUGCUAACAAUGAGGGGCUUACUCCGUUCAAAUUGGCUGGAGUUGAGGGCAACACUGUGAUGUUUCAAUACCUUAUGCAGAAGAGGAAACACAAUCUCUGGUCCUUUGGCCCCUUGACCACUGUGCUCUAUGAUCUCACAGAGAUUGACUCCUGGGCUGAAGAUCAGUCCUUCCUUGAGCUCAUUGUCUCAACCAAGAAGAGAGAGGCACGCCAGAUCUUGGACCUAACACCUGUGAAGGAGCUGGUGAGCCUGAAGUGGAAUAUGUAUGGUCGUCCCUAUUUCUGUUUCCUGGCUUUAUUCUAUAUACUCUACAUGGUCUGCUUCACUAUGUGCUGCGUCUACCGACCACUGAAACCCCGAACAGGCAACAAAACAAGCAGCAGAGACAAUACAAUCUAUGUCCAGAAAAUGCUGCAGGAAUCAUAUAUGACAUAUGAGGAUGAGCUGAGGCUGGUGGGGGAGCUGAUUACAGUCAUUGGAGCUGUAGUAAUUUUGAUCCUUGAGAUUCCAGAUAUCCUUAGAGUUGGAGCAGCAAAAUACUUCGGCCAAACCAUCCUAGGAGGGCCUUUCCACAUAAUUGUCAUCACAUAUGCUUGCAUGAUUCUAGUAACCAUGGUGAUGCGUCUCACCAGCACAACUGGUGAGGUGGUGCCCAUGUCCUUUGCCCUAGUGCUAGGAUGGUGCAAUGUCAUGUACUUCGCACGAGGCUUCCAGAUGCUCGGACCAUUUACCAUCAUGAUCCAGAAGAUGAUAUUUGGAGACCUUAUGCGCUUUUGCUGGCUCAUGGCUGUGGUGAUACUAGGCUUUGCUUCAGCUUUUUACAUCAUCUUCCAGACAGAGAACCCUGAAAACCUUGGCCAAUUCUACAACUAUCCCAUGUCCUUGUUCACCACCUUUGAGCUGUUCCUCACUAUCAUUGAUGGCCCUGCAAACUAUGAUGUGGACCUGCCCUUUAUGUACAGUGUGGUAUACUUUGCCUUUGCCAUCAUUGCCACCCUCCUUAUGCUCAACUUGUUAAUUGCCAUGAUGGGUGACACACACUGGAGAGUGGCUCAUGAGCGGGAUGAGCUCUGGAGAGCCCAGGUUGUCGCUACUACUGUCAUGCUGGAACGGAAACUGCCACGAUGUCUCUGGCCUCGCUCUGGAAUAUGUGGGCGGGAGUAUGGGCUAGGGGAUCGAUGGUAUCUCAGAGUUGAAGACAGGGUUGAUCCGAACAAACAGAAGAUGAUGAGGUACACAGAAGCAUUUAAGGCGCAGGGCAGGGAUAACUAUGAGAAAGGUUUGGAAAAGCUGGAAAUCAAUAGGGACAUCCUGUACAAGAAAGAACUGUCUGCUCUGUCAUUGUCACGGAGCACAUCCAGGACUAGUUCUCACCGUGGCUGGGAGAUCCUGAGGCGCAACACUUUCCACCAGCUUCGUGGAGAUGUUGGUCAUGCCACGGAAGAGGAGGUCUAUGAUGUCUAA